AUGACCUCACAAACCCCUAACCCCUUCAUCAUAAAAUCCCCCUUUCCCUCCCCCUCCAAACCCAUACCCUCAACUUCAACCCCCCUCCCCCUCUCCCAAGGCCUCCUCCUCUCCUCCUCCUCCGACCCCCUCGUCCCACUCGAACUGCGUCUCGUGUCCCUCCUCUCCUACCCCUGCACCGCGAUCGUAAACCCGAUUUCUCAAUCCCCGUCUACGUAUUCGCUUAUGCGCGCGAAGGGUUCGAUGGCUGGGGUUGCGGAUUCUGGGCUUGUGGAUUUGCCUUCCAGGAUGGGUAUGGGGAUGGGGAUAAAUACCGCAACACCGCAGAUAAGUCUUCCAGGUCUGAUUGAUAAAACCGCCGGAGAGGAAUUAGCAAAGUGGAGAGAACAGAAUUGGAAGGAAGGAUUGUAUGCUGGGGCGUGUGGAGUAAGUGGAAGUUUUGGGUUGGGUGAUGCUGCGGCAGUGAAGAUUGAUGAAGGGAAAAGAUAUGGGAAAGGGGAAAUGAGGGAGGGAAAUGAGAGACCGAAAUUUAUUAUUCAUACUCAUGCGCCGGAUUUUGCGGAUAAGGCGUAUAGUACGCCGUUGGUGAAACAAUUGUUGGUUAAUUGUUAUCGGGGGGCGCUGGUGGAGGCGAUGGGGAUUGCGGAGAGGGAGGAGGAGAAGGAAGGUGUUUCAAACAAUCAAGUAGAAAGAAUGCAUGGGAAUCUAGUAUCCUCCACGAGUGCAGCAGAAGAUAAGAUUAUGGCGGAUACAGAGCCAGGUACUGAUGAGGAUAUGUCAGUAGAGGGGGAGAAUAUGCCGGAGAUAUCAAGGAAAAUAGGAAUAAGAGGUUUUGGUACAGUUAAUAUGGCGGGAAGUAUGAGUAGUCCAGCGAGUCUAGCGAGUCCGAGGGAUGUGAGUUUAGACACGUUUGGUGUUUCGCCUAUUCCGUCUCCAUCUAUUCCAGCAAACACAUCUUACUCGCCCAUUACAUCAAUUCCGUCCAUACACCUCCCAUCAUCCACAUCCGUUCCUUCACUUUCUCACGGCCCUUCGAAGUAUCAUAUCCCACAAACCUCCCCAAAGCCAACAGGUAUAACUAUCGCCUUUCCCGCCAUCUCCACAGGCCACAAAUCUUUCCCCCAUCGUCUCGCUGCUCGUAUUGCUGUCGGCACUGUGAGGGAUUUCUUACGUCAUCCUAUUUUCGGCGCUAUACGACGGAAAAGGAUUCGGAAGGUUGUAUUUUGUGUGUGGCCUGUUGAUAGUCCGAAUAAAAAAGCGUUGCAAGUAGCAUUUGGACUUAAUUUUCCACCGCCGCUACCACAGAGUGCACCGUUGAGUCCGGUAAGUAAUCAGCUUUCUACGCCGCCGUUUUCACCGAGUGUGAAGGGGAAGAGGGGUUUUGAAUUUAAGUUGGGGUUCGCGUUGCGGGAUUUUGAGGAACAAGAGAGUGGAGUGCCGAGAAUUGUGGUUACGCCGCCGGUUACGCCUAUGGUGGGGUCAGGUUUGAGUUUGAGUUUGGGUUCUGGGGAGACAGAUAAUGAUUCGUCUGGUGUGGGAAAUUUGGAAGGGGAGAAAUUGAGUAGGGGACAUGGGGAUCUGGGAGUUGAGGGGAAUGGGGAUGUUGAGGAAAUGGAAAUGGAAAUGGAUGUCAAUGUGGAAGUGGAAGCGAACAACAAGGAAGAUAAGGAGAAGGAGAAGGACUUGAAAGAGAAGACAGAGGCAGAGACGGAGCAGGGCGACGAUAUUGAUAUUUGUGAGAAUUCGACAGCGGGAACCGGACAGGAAGAUGCGGAAGUAGGAGAGGAAGAAGAACUGAGAGAGAAGGUGAGACUACUCAAGGCAGAAUUGGAGGAAAAACUGAGAGCAAAAAUAAGACGACUCAAAGCAGAAGUGGAGGAGGAAGAACUGGAAGAGGAAAUAAGACGACUCGAAGCAGAUAUGGAGAAGAGGUAUAAACGUGGGGACAGUAGUGGAAGAGAUAGGAGAGGGAGAAAAGAAACAUACAGAUAG
Molecule: messenger RNA, 1992 nt
Organism: Botrytis byssoidea
Lineage: Eukaryota; Fungi; Ascomycota; Leotiomycetes; Helotiales; Sclerotiniaceae
Exons: 1
Coding region: 1-1992 (663 amino acids)
Source: RefSeq, a predicted model, not a curated record